CUCAAGAAUCGGUUCAACACUUUCCUCGAGAAUCUAUUUUCAUUGUAUUUUGCAGCUAUCUGGCAUAUCAAGUUCUCAAUCAUGGCUCCAGCACAGAAUCUCCUGCAAUUGUUGCAAUCACGAACAAUCGUGGACUGUGAUACCAUGGAUGUGGAGGUCCCAAAGACUCUAGGGCGAUUCGUUGAUUGUACUUCGAAUCAGGCAAUUGCAUACUUUGAGCUUCAGAAGCCUAUUCACGCCUCAACGAUUGAGAGUUCACUUAGCAUGGCGAGAUCGCUCGCUUCGAAGUUCCCUGAUAUAUCGGCUACGGAAUUAGCUGUCGAGAUCGCUAUGGUGAACUUGCAACUCGCAAUCUCACAUCACGUUUCCGGCCUCGUUCAUGUACAGACUAACCCAUAUUAUUCAUACGAUACCCCCAAAACCGUUGAGAAUGCACGAAGAAUCGUACAUAUCUUCAAGUUCCUAGAUUCUGCGUUCGACACUAAACGAGUCUGUAUCAAGAUCCCCAGCACAUGGGAAGGAAUGCAAGCUUGUCGUAUCUUAGAGGAAACCGAGAUAUCAACGCUCGCCACGACACUGUUUAAUAUCGAGCAGGCUUCAUUGGCUGCGGAGGUCAGAUGCCGGUAUAUUGCUCCUUACGUGAAUGAAUUAAAGGUUCAUUUUGAAGCUGGAUUCGUAGAUCAUAAUAAAGCCCAAAGACUCUGUCUCCAGGCUCAACGAUUGUAUGAGGAGAAUGGACUCAAGACUCAAGUCUUGCCUGCUAGUCUGACUUUGACGGAUGAGAUCAUGGUGUUGGCUGGUGUGCAUCAUAUUACUAUCGCGCCUGGGCUAUUGAAGGAAUUGGCCGCUGCUCCAGCGUCGUCUUUGAGCGUGACUUCGCUGUUUGAUGAGGCGACAACGAAGGCUUUGCCGUUUGUGUCGUAUAAAGAUAGCGAGGCGGCUUAUAGGAUAGCUUUCACUAGAAGUGGGAAUGGAGAGGGAGAGAGGAAGUUGGGUCAGGCUAUCAAUAUCUUUUGUGAUAUGCAAGACAAGCUGGAAGUUAUGAUGAAGCGGUCUCAUUAAGAAUAACCUAUACAAGAGAAGCAACAAUGAUGACAAAUAGUCUAAAGUCAAGCUUGACUGUUGAUGCGUCUAAGAAGAACCGACUGUCAGAGAUACCUCGACCACCACUAGUCACAAAAUUGAAUACUGGAGCAACGGGACCAGAACAUUCUCCUUUCAAGCUUAAAUAGCUGCGCAUCAACUUGGCAUAUGCUCUCACUCAAAGAAGAUAGAGCUACAGUAUAUCCUUGUAUUUCUGUUGUUCAGGGGUUUACUUCAAUCAAUUAUC
Molecule: messenger RNA, 1330 nt
Organism: Mollisia scopiformis
Lineage: Eukaryota; Fungi; Ascomycota; Leotiomycetes; Helotiales; Mollisiaceae
Product: transaldolase
Exons: 7
Coding region: 82-1062 (326 amino acids)
Biological process (GO): pentose-phosphate shunt, non-oxidative branch; carbohydrate metabolic process
Cellular component (GO): intracellular anatomical structure
Molecular function (GO): transaldolase activity
Source: RefSeq, a predicted model, not a curated record